Messenger RNA from Alligator mississippiensis (American alligator), 987 nucleotides. Its product is annotated as olfactory receptor 51E1-like. Bases 1 to 987 code for a protein of 328 amino acids. Gene Ontology annotation, biological process: G protein-coupled receptor signaling pathway. The record is from RefSeq and is a predicted model, not a curated record. Gene Ontology annotation, molecular function: olfactory receptor activity; G protein-coupled receptor activity. Gene Ontology annotation, cellular component: membrane. The transcript has a single exon. Lineage: Eukaryota; Metazoa; Chordata; Crocodylia; Alligatoridae.
AUGCCAGCUUUCAACAGCAGUAUCUUCACGAAAGCCAACUUCAUCCUUGUUGGCAUCCCCGGAUUGCGAGAAGCUCAUUUCUGGUUGGCCUUCCCACUGUGCUUACUGUACCUAUUUGCUGUCCUAGGGAACUGCACUGUUAUGUAUAUCAUUAAAGUUGAGCAAAGCCUCCAUGAGCCCAUGUACCUUUUCCUUUGCAUGCUCGCUGCCAUUGAUAUACUGAUAUCCACGUCCACCAUGCCCAAAAUGAUGGACCUAUUCUGGUUCGACUCUCUCACCAUUGAUUUCAAUGCCUGUCUCAUCCAGAUGUUUUGCAUCCAUUCUCUCUCCGGCAUGGAGUCCACCAUCUUGUUAGCCAUGGCUUUUGAUCGCUAUGUAGCCAUCUGCUGCCCCUUGCGGCAUGGAGCUAUCCUCACAAACUCCAGGAUAGCCAAGAUAGGACUGGCAGCAGUCAUUCGAGGAGCUGCCCUGAUGGCCCCCUUACCCAUUUUUAUUAAAAGGCUUCCCUUCUGCAGGUCCAGAGUCCUUUCCCAUUCCUACUGCUUGCAUCAAGACGUCAUGAAACUGGCCUGUGCUGACAUAAGGGUGAAUAUCGUAUACGGCUUAAUCGUGAUCAUUUCUGCCAUUGGACUGGACUCACUCCUGAUCUGCCUAUCUUACAUCUUCAUUCUCCGGGCUGCCUUCAGUUUGAGCCGGGAGGCACGGCUCAAGGCACUGGGCACUUGUAUCUCCCACAUCUGUGCCAUCUUCUUGUUCUACGUGCCAUUCAUUGGCUUGUCAAUGGUGCACAGGUUUGGGAACAUACACGGUUCAGUUGUCCAUAUAGUGAUGGCCAACAUGCACUUGCUGGUGCCCCCUGUGCUCAACCCAAUAGUGUAUGGGGUGAAAACCAAGCAGAUCCGUCAAAGGAUCAUGAGGCUGUUCCAAAGAGCAAGGAGAUGGGACCAUUCACCCGGCCAGGUGCACAACCGCUCUGAAAAACACUAG